Messenger RNA from Myripristis murdjan (pinecone soldierfish), 1356 nucleotides. It is a transcript of the gene tmem119a, whose product is annotated as transmembrane protein 119a. The transcript has a single exon. The record is from RefSeq and is a predicted model, not a curated record. Gene Ontology annotation, molecular function: protein binding. Gene Ontology annotation, biological process: neuron projection regeneration. The coding region runs from base 1 to 1356 and encodes 451 amino acids. NCBI's taxonomy places the organism in Eukaryota, Metazoa, Chordata, Actinopteri, Holocentriformes, Holocentridae.
AUGUCUCCUUGUCCCCCUGGCUGCUGCUGCCGUCACCCAGGGCUUUUGGUUUUGUGCGAGUCCCUGGGUCUCAAGUCCCUCCCUCGCUCUGUCCCGCUCAGUACCUCAGCCCUAUCUGUGGCCAGGAACCAGCUCUGUAACAUAGACCACCUGCUCCGGCCCUUCUCUGGACUGCAGGAACUGAGCCUCAGCCACAAUCAGCUGGCCCGGUUCCCUCGUGGUCUGCCUUCGAGCCUGGAGUCCCUGCAGCUCCAAGAGAACCGCAUCACCUACAUCACUUCAGGCGCCCUGCGGCAACUGGGGAACCUCACUCGCCUGGAUUUGGAGGACAACCGCAUUCGUUCCAUCCAGCCCGGAGCACUUCAAGGUCUUGGGAAGCUGAAAGUCCUGACACUGAAGGGCAACAAACUAACAAGCCUGCCUCUGAAUCUUCCACCGUCCUUGACCCAGCUGGAUGUCUCAGCUAACUGUAUCUCUGCCCUGGACCUGGCCGCACUGUCUGCACUGGUAAACCUGCAGGUUUUGAAAAUCAACAGCAACUGCCUGCGGUCAGUCCCAGAGAAUGCAUUUGACAGUCUACCACAUCUUCGGUCUGUAGACCUAGCCAACAAUCUCUGGGUGUGUGAAUGUGAUAUUUUGUAUCUUUACCGCUGGUUACUGAGUGGAAGACUGAAGAUGGCCACUGACCUGGUUUGCACUGAGCCAGUUCAUCUUGCUCACAGACUGCUUCUAAACCUGUCUGUCAUGGCUAUCUGUCCCCAUGUCCUGAAGCCAGAUAAGAAGAUCAACCAACCUAACCUCCCUUACGGCCUGCAGAGAAAGUUGGAUACCUCCACACUGAUGCCCACAGCACCUGGAUUGCAAACCUCAUUCGUAAAGAAAACGGAUUCAACAGUUAUGACUGAUAGUUCAACGGAGCUGGCCUCGUCUGAAGUUUACAACAAUCAUCAACGUGUUUUUUUGCCUCGUGUAUUACCUCACCACUACUCUUUGGAGACUCUGAGCUAUGAGGAGUGUUUGUUCCUCAGUUCAACACCUUCAGUAAGCCUGUCUGGUGUUAAAACCACUACUUCUCUCCCCAGUGACGAACCAAGGUGCCUAGACAAUGUCACAGGACGGUACCCUCACAGUAACUCCACCUCUACUGAAGGAACAAGCACCCCGAGUCCCACAAACAAGGCUGGCCCUGUGCCCACUCCCAACAGCAGGCCAUCCUCUCAGCAGGACUCUGCAGCAGUCAUAUCUCUGCUGGCUGUCUUAUGCAUCUUAGUAGCGUUCCUAAUGGUGGCAGUGCUGCUGGUACUGAAAAAGAUCCUUUUGCGCCAACAGAGGGUGGCUCCACUUCAGCAAUCUUAA